Molecule: messenger RNA, 9891 nt
Organism: Varroa destructor (honeybee mite)
Lineage: Eukaryota; Metazoa; Arthropoda; Arachnida; Mesostigmata; Varroidae
Gene: coro
Product: protein coronin
Biological process (GO): actin filament organization
Molecular function (GO): actin filament binding
Source: RefSeq, a predicted model, not a curated record
UCUUCUACGUCCAUUAUUCUCUUCUGUUUGCGACCAGCAAUCAGGUAGGCUCGAAGCGAUAGGAUUCUAUCGAUUCAGAGAGAAUUAUAGCGAAACAGACGACACAAUGGUCCAAUCGUUCGAAGAGGUCGGUAUACGUAAUAGACGCUACGUAGACAAUGUUACAUAUGUAAAAGUAAUAAUAAUAAUAUUGGUUGUUAAUAAUCUUUGAGUUCUUUUACUAUUAUAUGAAUAUCAUUUGUAAGCGGCGGAUUAUCUAUUUAUUGGUCGUCGACCAGACUCAUCGUAUUUGAUCGAAUAUCUAUAGACUUCCAUUUAUAGGCGCUUGUGGGAUCUGUUUUGUUGGAGUUGCCCGCUGUCUAGUCAGACACGUUGGUCUUGUUCGUUUCGCUAUGACAAGGCUGUCUCUCUUGUCUAGCCAUUUUGUUACGCCGAUAAUUAUAUUUUGGAAUACAUUUGGUAAAUGCGUGUUAUCGGUAUAACAAAACAGUCUGGAUAUUUGCUACCUGUCCUUCCUGUUCGUUUCUGUGGUAACUCACCGUCGUCUCUCUCAACUGCGCUUUUAUGAUGACCCACAAUUGUUAGCGACAAGAGGCUACUAUUUCGCUAGAGCUCAUUCUUCGACAAGAUACGUAUCGAUCUCGGCAGAAAGACGAAUUCAAUUUUAAUUUCCGUGUGAGCGCUCUUUGAUGCCAAUGAGCUGCCAGACUCGAUACGUAUGACUACCGACUGCCAAAGAACAAAGGCUGUAAAGGAAGUGGCUUUUCGGCUGACAGCCUGCCGCAGCAGACAAUUCGAUCGGAGAACAAUCAUUUCCUAAACGUCGUAAAAAUGAAAGCGCUUUGUCGCACUCAGGUCAGAGUUGCCGGAUGUUUUAGGAUAUCCUACAAAAUGCUCACAGCGUAGCCGGGAAGAUGAACUUUAUCACACCCACUUCCAGCUUGCGAAUGACUCAAUGCUAGUGAAACCGUUAAGCUUUGUGGUAUAAUUGACAGAAGUGUAUUAUAAAAACACGAUGCUAUGAUUAACUGCUAAGGUAUCGAAGAAUGCUUGAUUGUCGAUUGUAAAAUAGCCAUGGGUGAGUCGUACUCUUGCCAAAAACACAUCACUUGAAAAAUAUGCUAUAAUAAAAAUCUAGAGUAAAGUUUCAGCCCAAGGCUGGGUCAGCAGGCCCAAGGACAUGAAGAUGAACGACUUAAUGACUCAUCGAGUAACUCUGUAGAUGUAUCAUAACCUCUUAAGCCCUCUUGCGACUUAUAACGGCAGCUGAUAUUGAACCUCUGAACGUUGUUUUACUCAGAGUACUCAUGCGUACUUCCGUUGGCAAUGCCGAUAUGUAUCCACUGCUGCCGCAUGGCAUGGCGCAUCUGCGUCAAGCGCAAAGGCCAUUGUUUUCGCACUUAGAGUGUGGCCAACGCACGCUGAUGUACACAAGAUCUACCAACAGGAGAUAAGUGUUUGGUGCUGAAUCACCUUCCAGUCCCAUUAGAGCGAUCAUGGGUAGAUGGGCGAUGAUGAUUAUGACGACGGCGGCAAACAUCGUUGUAUAACGGAUUUCACUUUCCUGUGGAGCGUGUACACCACUGCCUGCGGGACACAUCCGCUAAAUGAACUAUUUGCCUUAUCGUAGGACAUUUCCAAAAAAGGUUGGUCAGAGGGCAAUCACGAUCGCGUAGCAUUAAAUAAAAGUACAUGGAAAACGACGAAUACAGAGGUCGCUUUAGACGUUCACAAACUAGUUGACCAAGGUUCGUGUCAAAAUGCUUUCUAUUCCAUCCUGGCUCCAGUCAACAUCGAGAUGUCAAGGUUAGGCAACAUUACCCUAUAGUUUGUCCAAUCAGGCUCUACGAUCACUCUCCAGCGUUUACUUUAUCGAUAUUUUUGUCAGUUAGAUCCCCUCUGUUAAUGCCUCAUCGCUGAGUUCCCUUGUAACCAUACGAAAUAACUUUGCUUUCGAUCUGUAAUAGGAUAAUAAUUGAUAGAAUGGUGGCUUCAUGGAAAUUUGCCCCUGGAGAACUCCCAGUUAUUUAGGGUCUAUAGAGGUGCAGAAAUGCUGCCAUGUAAUAUCAUUAUAAUUACCAAUCUGGCAGCCUUUGUUUCUUUCAUUGAUGAUGAAGGAUAAUCGAUUUUUUCCAUUUGAUCUACAAUUCUAUGUUUUCCAGCGUGCUAGAUUCCAAGUCACCCGCUUGAUUAGCGGUUGAUUUCAUUGAGGAAGCCUAUAUUUUCUGAUGUCAUAAAAAAUCUUUUCUAGCUACCACUUUGAUUCCCCGUUAAGCGUUCCCUGUCGAUAGUCGUUGAGCGAUGAAUUUAUCGCUAGAAAAUCUGGAACCACUUAAUUAUAGUUUAUCUAUAAUAUUGCCUUUAUUAUUUAGUAGAUCAAUGCGGCACCACUUAAAAUUGGUACGUUUUCAAUAAAGCCGCGUAUAGAAACUUAAGCUUCGAACGAAGGACUCUACUGUUGUUUGUGAUAUUAGAGAAAUAAGGUGUUGAAUCAGUACGGGAUUUUCCCUUUCUCAUCUGGUCGUGUGUUGACAGCCGGGCGAAGACCUUAAAUGGCCACAUCUGUCUGCAACUUAGUAUUUGUAUAGAAAGUGGCUUUUGUGACUCUUAUAAUUUCAACGCUCGAAUUGAGUAACAUGGUCGUGGUAGCGUCAAGUUUAUUCGCUUGUUUCUACCAACUAUGUAAGUUUAUCGGUUUAUCAUACUUGCUACCUGGCCGUAUCGAGUAGGCAAAGGCCACCUGCCUCCAUAAUCUUAUUGCUAACCCGAUAUAGUGUAAACAACUCUACCGGCUGUUCUUAGCCAACAAUUUACAGCAUAGAAGGGAAUCAAUCUUUUGAUUGUACACUUGUCAAUGGCCUCUAUGCGUCCUGUGAUUCCAAUUGCUCAACGAUGUGUGACAGUUAACGGCAUCUCAGCUCAAUGACUUCACCCGAAUCGGUGCUGCAAACCUAAAAAACUUUCGCUAUUGCAGUAUAAUGUUGUCAUGACAUAACAAUAGGCUGGCUGUGUUUGCGCGCUAAUACGCCCGGGUCGCUCUACGUCAACGAGCGGUUGGCCGACUAAAUACGAUUCCGUUGUAGUCCCGUUAGUACGGCACCAAAAGUACGACCGCCGUUGCCGUAGAUGUUCGAGGCGGCAGUAACGACAUCAAAGGAACUCAGCAGUGGGAAUAAGAAAAAGAGGGCGUAUGUUUCGAAAAGUCCGCAAUCCAGCAACCUAUCGAUCUACGCACGCCUAGGUGUAUCUCGGGUGUGUAUGUAUAUGUGUGUAAGUGAGUGUGUGUGUGUGUGUGUGUGUGUGUGUGUGUGUGUGUGUGUUCGCGUGUGGUAGCUGCUAUAAACAAAAAGCAAAGGCCGUUUGCAAUGACAGAGGCAAGAGUUAUAGGCACAGCAGUCAUCAGUUGUCGCUCCUGCUGGUUCUAGGGCGGCAUCUAGUCCAACGGUUUGUACUAGCUGUUCUUGGCCGUAGCAGCGACUAGAGCGGCUUAAUCCAAACAGAACUUAAAAAGGAAGCAACUGACUGCCAGCCAGCAACGUUAAGCACCAAAUCACACACAGACACACAGCAUACUACAGAAGUCGCAUAAUCUCGGCAAUCGACGCCCGGCGCCAGCUAGAACUGGGGCGACGCGAUCGUCGUAAGAAUCUGCACUCAGCAGCAAGAAGCAGCACCUUCUGAAAAACUUAUUCAGUAUAUUCUUCGAAUCCUUAAAGUAACACGUAAUCUUCAACAUAGUAAAUAUGUCGCAUCGGUCAAUUGUCCGCUCAUCAAAAUUUCGACACAUCUUCGGCCAGGCGCUGAAGAAGGAGAAUUGCUAUGACAAUAUUCGCAUUACGAAAUCGUCAUGGGAUUCGAACUUCUGCUGUGCCAACCCCAAGUUUAUUGCAAUUAUCACCGAACAGGCUGGAGGCGGAGCUUUUCUAGUCCUUCCAAUCAAACAGGUGGGUCGUGUUGACCCUAACGCCCCAUUGGUCGCAGGUCACAAGGGUCCCGUCCUAGACAUCGCCUGGAGUCCCUUCAACGAUAAUGUCAUAGCGUCAGCAUGCGACGACACCUUUGUUCGUGUUUGGCAAAUCCCAAAUCUCGGCCUUGUCCGAACAAUGACCGAGCCUGUAGUCGAGCUGCAUGGCCAUCAGCGUAAAGUGCAAAACAUUCAUUGGCACCCGUCGGCCAACAACGUUUUACUCAGUAUCGGUGCCGAUUGCAAACUGAUCAUUUGGAACGUAGGCACUUCAGAGAUCCUUUCGGCGAUUGACCAUCCUGACGUUGUGUUCAGCGCCUGCUGGAAUUGGGAUGGAAGCCGAAUUGUGACGACAUGCAAAGACCGAAAGAUUCGUGUGUAUAAUCCACGGUCGGGCGAGAUCGAAUGUGAGGGACUUGGCCACGAGGGGGCAAAGCCGCAAAAAGCCAUCUACUUAAGAGACGGUCUCAUUUUCACUACUGGGUUCUCACGUAUGUCCGAGCGCCAGUACGCGCUUCGAGUCGAAAGCGCUUUGAAUGAGCCGGUUGUUCUAGAAGAGCUCGACACGUCCAAUGGUGUGCUAGUCCCCUAUUAUGAUCCUGAUGUAAAUCUUCUCUUCCUGUGCGCCAAAGGUGACAGCAAUAUUCGAUACUUCGAGAUCACCGAAGAGGCACCUUUCGUUCACUAUAUUAACACUUACCAAUCUUCAGAGCCUCAGCGCGGAAUGUGUGGCAUGGUAAAGCGUGGCGUGGACGUCACCCAGUGUGAAAUCGCACGCUUUUUCAAGUUACACACUAAAGGGCUCUGUGAAGUUAUCUCUUUCACUGUACCUCGAAAGUCUGAUCUAUUUCAAGAUGACCUAUACCCCUUGACGCCGGGAGACGUGCCGGCCCUGAGCGCUGAUGAGUGGGCUUCUGGCGAAGAUCGGGAACCGUUACUCAUCAACCUCAAGGACGGUUACCAGGCGAAGCACAAAGAUUUCCAGGUGACCGCCAAGCCUCGACCGAAGUCCAACAUACUUGACAGAAUGCCUGGACAACCUCAACAGGAAACGCGACCAGCAUCUUACGUUGAUUCGUCUGGAGACUCUCCAGAGCGGGCUCCUCCACCUCCGGUGGCCGCUGGAAUUUCAGAAGAACAGUACCUUGAACUUGUCGAGGUAAUGAAGCUACUAAAGUCACUCAUUCUCAAGCAUGAGAAACGUAUCCGUAAACUAGAAGACUUCAGUGGACUCAAUAAAAAACGCGAGGAAGAUCAAGCCGCUCAGGAAGAGCAGGGGUUGGGAGAAGCCGCAGCACAGAGACCCGCUGAAACUCCGAACGAACCGAACAACAAUGACGAAACUCAUUGAGGCACCAAAAACUUAAAUAGCCUUCAUUUUGUGCUUCAAAUCGGCACGACGCAGGCACAUCUUCUAUGUAGGCGGUCUAUGUCGCAACUUCGACUACGACACAACGAAUCGGUGGCCCCUAUGUCACUUUGGAUAUACAUGUUUUGUAUCAUUGCCUCGCCAGCUUGUGGCUGGUCAGGAAGGUGCACAUUUCUUUAUAUUAUAUACACUACCCAUCUUAUUGCUUGAUAAUGACGGCCGCUUGUAAUAUGUUAACGAUUUUGAACUCGGCGUCGGUCUGUGCUUCAGCAUUACGCCAACAUUGGGGUUGCAAAUUCACCGAGAGAUUAUAGACCGUGGGCUGUGUGUGUGUGUGUGUGUGUGUCUGUGUGUACGAAUGUAUGUGAAUACGUGUGUGCGUUCCAAUAAAAUACUGAGGAUGUGAUACGAUAGUCGAAUAAACAAAGUAAGGCUAUCAUUUCACAGCGUGAAAGCGCUAAACGUUAUCGCCGGCUCAUGAAGACAACGAUCGGGUGUCGCCCACAUACAAUAUCCGGCCAAGUGGUUCACUCUUCACCGGUAUCUAUAAGGCUUCAGCGGUCACUGGUACUUCGUACGCAUAUACAGCAUAAAAUAUUGUUUUCUAUGAUGGUCCUCUAUGCGAGGAGAGGACAUAAUUAAACAAUCGGCUUGCCUGUGUUUGCUUUUCGUUUGUGAAAUAGAGCAAGGAUUACCGGCUGCUUCAGACAAAAAGUCGCCGGAACUUGACCUUGAUACCAUUACGCUUAAACUAAUUGCAAGUGAGGCUAUAAUGCUGAGCAACCCGUAUGAGCGCUUCCUCGUCGUUAGAGGUGUCAUUGGUUAAUCGCGAUUCUUUAGUCGAUAUUGUUUGAAUAUUUAAAUUUGUUAACCAAAAUACAGCCCGGACUGUUUUUCCUUGGUUUGCAGUUUGGUAUUUACGUAACACCCUUUUUUUACCAAACGUGGAGUACGGCUGCAGUAAAGGUCUACCCACUCAUGAGUUGAUCACAUAGCCUGUACAAUUGGGCGGUUGCGUUCUAAUCCUACCGAUAAUGCCGAUAUAAGGAUCUCAAAGCACGAACACGCAAAGCAAACGUAUUUGCAAACGCAAAGGCUAUAUGAACUAUGAUUGUUUAGGGCGGACAGCUCCGAUUCGAGUUACUUACGACUAUUGAUUAAUGACGGUCACCUUCCCCCUAACGCUGUUGGCCGGCCAUUUGUCUAUGUCUUUUUGUCUUUUGGUACACCGAUAUUUCCACUAACCUGCCCGUUGACUUGCGAACCGCGAGAGUCUUUCGCCUGUAAGAGCCAAGGAUUGAGCGCAGUAUUUUGCGGUGCGCUACUGCGAAAACACCUGCUACAUGCUUCUUAUCUUCCUUAUAUGUUUUCGGCGCGAAAGGGGCAAACUUGCCGCUGAGACAGUCUUGGGCUGGAGCGUGGAUGGAGUAAUUUUCGAUGGCAGGGCAUGAUAAAGUUCGCGCAAAUUUGAGACAGGCCUUUUAAUCGGAGGGAUGCAUUUCUAUGGUUGGACUUUGACCUAACUAGCCGUUGAUUGUUGGAUUCGAAACGUGUACGUAAUAGUAACACUGUAACAAACUCAGGUGGUGAAGUAACCUUUAUGAUAAUGGAUAUUUUUUUGUUUCAUUCAUAAAGCUAUUUCGAGGUUUUUACAGCUUUUCAACAUAGAAAAAGUCGACGUUUUAGCUCGAUAGUGGUCAGAAUUGAGGACUGAGAAUUUUAGCUAGGUACGGCAAAAUAUUCCCUGACAAACAACGCUCUUUUACUGAACCCUUAGAAUCGAGUACUACUCUAUUUUUCCCAGAUUUCGCUUGUGCGGAUAGAGUGAUACACUCAUACGCAGAGAGAUGUUUGACUGUAUGACAGAUCGAUUGAUAUAUAACUAUUUAUGAGUACAGGAGAUGCAAGCUGCUUAUUGAACUAUAUAGUUCCUUAUAUGUAAUAAUGUUUUCUAUCGUGGAUUUCGCUUAUUUAUAAACGCAGUUCGUCUGUGGUAGAAGUAGUUGAGCCCAUCUGGUCCCUUCGGGUCAUAUCGGAAGCCUCGUUUUCGGCUUCCCCCACCAAUUAUUGUUAUUUGUGAGCUUAAGUCAUGUGGAAAGGUAGGAAUAGUUGAAGCAGCAUAUAACGAAUCAAGUAUUUUACAACGUACCAAUUGCAACUGAGAAGAGUGAUGAAAAUAGGACAUUUCGAAACACGGCAGGAUCAAGUAUACGAUUAGACGUAAUCCGAUCAUCAUUAAGCCUAACAUUGAGCUAAUAGAAGUGUCGAUACAUCGUACAAAUAUAGGGAACUAAUCUUGUGCCUAUCGUUUUACGGCCAUAAUCAUAUAUUUGUCCUAAUCACCGUCAAGACGGAACGAAAACCGAUAACAUCGCUUUCUCUGUGACAUAUUAAAGGUUUUUUUUUUUUUGUUUAAUGUUUACUAUUACAGUUAUAAUUUAUUGUAUCAGGUAGCGAAGGCUUAAAAACAUUCGUGAUAUUAGAACAACAACAACGUUGACUGUUGAUUUAUACAUAGACAUGCAUAGACAACAUUUUCUAUUCUGUACGAAACUAGACCGGUUAGAUCAAUCGUGUGUCGGAUCGCACUGCCGCUACACUUUAUAGGGAACGUCAAAUUACUAAAUCAGCCCGUUUGGAUCGAUGAGGGAACAGGCUACUGAAGCUAAUCCAGCGAGAUAAUCUUGCUUCAGUGGAUAUAAACCGUAGAGUUCACGUUCUCUCGCCGUAUAGUUGUUUUUUUUUUCCUGCUGAGAACGUAUGUCCCGAACGAGGCUCAAUCAUCAUUUGAAGCUUGGAAAAAUCCCUUCUAAGCAAAAACCUUUUAGCGAAAAGCAUUCUUUAUAACAGAGCUAACAAGGUCGAAGUUGCCCUAAUGGCCAUGAACGCUAAAAUUCAUUUGCCUUGCAAUUGCGUUAAAUUUUUAUCAAGCAUAAAACUAGCUUACCUGAUUGUAUCGGUCUCGGUGCCCACCUGAUCAGCUCCGAAGUCUUGCAUGGUUGUCUGUUUGAGAUGGGGCGAGUUUGUGGCAACGUCAACAGCAUUGAUAGUAGCAGCAGCAGCAGCAGCAGCAGCAACAACAUUAAUUAUCAUCGUCAUAAAAACGAGGGGAACUAGUUAAGAAGUAAACGAUUGAAUAUAAUAAAUAACGUUAUAUGGCCACUAAUGGUGGAAAUCGAUUUUGACCAUAUUGUAGUGAACAAAACUAUGCAAAUAAGGUAUGAUGUUUUCAGAAUAGGGGAAUUAUCGUUCGGGAGGCGAUGUCGUUAGGCGAUGCGGAGGAGGUUCACUAGAGAAAUUCAACAGUGACCUAAUGUUCAUAUGGAUAUGGUAGUCGUCCUUUUUCCAUGAACCCCAACUAACGUUUAGGUAUAUAUUUGAUUAUAACGUAUUUUGUGCUAGUAUCAUAGUGUGUAAAUACGUACGUAGAACGUUCGCGUGAACGUUAUUCGAAAAUUAAGAUAGCAAACAUUAUAACUGCUUACUGUUACGCAAGCCUCACGGUUUCAUGCUUCUACUACGAAAUGAGUUCGCCUGUGACAGGCAACACUACUUCAUCGAGUGAAGUCUCCAAAGUAACGUCGCUGCCAAUGACGUUAGCAUCAUAUACUGGUCUAUGUUGCGCUUCUAUUGAAAUAAUAAGCACUCUGUUGCCAUUUGUUUUAUCUGUUGAAGUAUUUUGUAACUGAAAUACUUGUUUCGCGUAGCUUUCGAUGGACAUGUGUCGUCCUGUGUUGUCCACGCUGUCCUUACGCAAGCCAAGUAACUGAUCCGUUCGAAACUUGAUGGCGGUUUUUAUUUUGUGGUCUAUUUUUCUUAGUUUUUGUCUGCACAAGGGUUAAACCCGUUGAAAAAUUUUUACUGGACAGGAUUAUUGCUACAGUUUUAUUCGAGUCACAAGAUUGUACCCCGAAUUUGCUCUCUAAAGAGGACUACAAUGUCGGAUAAAGAGUAUGCAUUGGCGAUAUCGAUUUUUCGCUGAUGCCAGAAAACCACCAAAGCAGCCCAGACAAUUCAUUCCGUCUACGUUACACUGUAGAGUUGUAUUUAAUUUUUUUACUCUUAAUAUCAUGCUCUGUUAAAAAUGGCACAAGACAAUCGUCGUCAAAGCCAAAAAGCCCGGGAAAAUGCUCAUCAUUUGAUAUUUGAACGUAGCGAGGCCCUUUUUCAUAGCUGUCUUAGUUUAUAGAGCUCUAGCCUACUCAAUGCGCAAGAGGAAUAACUAAGGUUUACAACUGUCAGAGCCUGUAGCCAUCUUGAAAACUUGAAUUUUCUCGAUAUUCUAACUAUUUCAUAAGAGUCGUCGACCAGCAUCAGAAAGCGUUAGAAAACCGAAGGAUCGACCACUGCACCGAUCAUAUUCAACGGCCAGAAACGUUGCAGAGAGUAUUACAGCGCACAAAAUGUUUUAGUGCUUUGUUUCGCUUUCGCUUGAGUUCAUAUGUGAUUAAUAAAAGGGUAAAUUGUUGGCAUACAAAAGCGAUAGUCGAUCAUCAAAAUCCAUGAGAAAUCGAUUUCAGUUAAUAAAAACAACUUAUUUUUGCCCGUUCAUUGAGAA